GGGGAGAGACUGGGCCUGGGAGCGUGGACUGGGGAGAGGGCUGCUGUGGAAAGGAUGAGAGCUGAGUGGGGAGAGGGUUUCUGGGGAAAGGAGAAGGGGGCCUGAGGGGGAGGAAGGAUGGACGAGACAAGAGAAUUGGAGACUGAGUUGUGGAUAGGGCGUGGACAAGGAAUCCUGGAGAGGGAAUUCCUGCACCUUCCCCGGUUCCUUUCCUUGCCCUUUGGCCCCGCCUGACUCUUGGAGGGUUGUGGCUAGGAGAUGGCGGUUUACUGCCCUCCUUCCCCGAGCAGAAUUUGCUUCCUAGGAAUGCCCUCAGACAGGUCUGCUUCCAUCUAGGCACAGAGCCUCUUGUUUUUCAGUGGCCUCCAGCACUGCUAGACCCUCAAAGUCAAGGGCCUUGUGUGUUUUGUGUUGAAUAGGUGUACCUUUCACAUAAUAGCUUGUGUGCGGCUAGGUUGUCCUAUGCUGUCCAUGGCUGUGGAGAAAUGGUGUGUUUUUUUCAUCAGAAUUGCCCAUUCUCAUAUCUUAGUCCAUGUCUCAAGUCUAGCCUUGACAUGUUCAAGUGUGUGAGUUUUCAUAUACAUAUUGCAUCUAUUAUUGGUUUCAUGUUUCUUACACGUUUUUUUACGCAUGUGUACUUUAGCAGGUAGAAAUUAUACCUUAUUUUGGGGGGCUCACUUGUUCUGCCCAUGGUCCUGUCAUAUGCAGUCUUCAAUGUGUGGGACCUAUGCUUACGUGAUUAGCACACACUCCUUUUGUGAUCGGGUUGGUCUCUCUGCUGCAUAUGUUUUCCCAGGCAGGGUUCAUGAUACACUGAUGUGACAUGCCCAAAAUGUGUGCUUAUGGUUUCACUAUUUCUUAAUUUUAUUGGCAGUAUAUUUUGGGAACAAUGGGCUCAUUAACCCAUUUGGCUCUCCAUUGCAUUUAUAAGUCCUUGGAUAUUUCUGCUCCAGAAAGGGUCACUUAAUGUUACGUAUUAGAGAGGGUAACUGGGCCUCCAUCUCCCCAAAGAAUCAUACCCAGGUGACUCACCUUGCUGAUCUCUGGCCUGUGUCUCUUUCCACACAUUAUCUUGCCAGUGGCUGUGUACAGCCUGUGUCUGGAGUUCAGAGUAUGCCCUGGGUCGGCCCUGCCGUACACAUUAUCUGUCCCCAACUAUGCACUGUUGGCAUGUAUUUGAUGACAGCAGUAUCUUUACCUGUGGCAUGCUAAUCCCCUUCUGUAUGUUUCUCUUGUGUGUACGAUGGUGUGUGCCAUCUUGACUUGUUGCCCUGCUUUCACUGUGGGCGUGUACUGCAUGUGUAUAUUCAGAGUAGGUUACCAUUAGGCUCGCUGUGUUCACUGCUUUCUCAGUGACUUUCCAUUAUAGCUAAUAGUCCUCAAGAGGGUAGCUGUCUUACUCAUUCUCGGAACGGUCACCUCUGUCAUUAAUCAUGGUUGUGCGGGUAUGUAUACAGCCCUAUGAUCUAUCUGUUCAGCAAAUGUUUAUGAGUGCCUUCUGUGCCUCUUGUCCUAGGCAUUGGGGAUAAGGCAGAGUCUCUGCCCUCAAGCUGCUUAUAGACUAGAAAGGGAAACAGAAAUGCCAGUGAGCAGUUAUAUACAGUUAUGUUACAACCAGUGGUUCUCAAACUCACCUGGAAGGCUUGUUAAAGUAGAGAUUAAUGGAGCCAAUAUACAGAAUUUCUGAUCCAGGAGAUCUGGGGUAAGGUCUAAGAAGUUGUAUUUCCACCCUUUAAGAGCCAGUGAUUAAGAUAAAAGUGUAAUGAAAAGUCAGGCCUGGUGGAGUUCAAAAAGACCUCCAAAAUGUGACACUGAACUGAGUGAGGCAGGUGAAGAGGUGGAAGGGCAUUUCAGCCAAAAGGAACAGCAUGCUCAUGGCACAGAAGCAUGAAAGGUCAUGGUGUGUCUGAGGAACUGAUGUAAAUCAGUUUGGAGUAAAAGGCAUUUGUGGGCAUGUGGCCAAAGAUGUAAGCAGAAGUCAACUUGUCAAGAAGUUUCCUUUAUGCAAGAGAGGGAAAUGCCCAGAUUUGUGUUAUAGAAAAAUUUCUGGUUGCCAUGUGGAAGAAGGAUUGAAGGGGAAGAGUUAGGAGCCUGUUGCAAAUAGUCCAGAGGAGAAACACUGGUCCAAACUUGCAGGGGCAGUGGGAUGGGUGGCUCCAAAGCCUACAUUUUAGAGCUGGCAGUCUCCUGUUUCCUCUAUUGCCUGUUACCUUUGCUCUUGGCAGUGGGCUUACCUUUGAGUACAGCCCUUCCUGGUAUAGGAAGGGAGUGUCUUUGGCCUUGAUAGUAUUUGCCUGAACACCAGUUUUGUGAAUUGUGACCCUGCCCCACUGCUGGGGAAAGAAGAGUAGAAGAAGGAAGGGCCUAGAAGGCAGGUUCUGGGCGCCUGCCCAUCUUCCUCCUGAGCUCUUUCCUCUUCCAGGGUAGGUCAUAUGAUGUCUCUUACUCUCUGCCCUUUUCUCACUUGGUGAGGCCUUACCCUCUGUACCUGCCUGACCAAACUGCCUCCCGCGUUGCUGGAAGGGAAGGAAGGAGUGGUGGGAUUCGUUUGCCUGUCUGUGGAGGCAGGAUUGAUGGAGGUAGUUACUCCUAGUAUGUCCGUGGCUUUAUCUGGAACGGGAGGCUGCCUAGGUGGAAAGGGAUUUUUCUAGGUAUGCAUUUCCAGUCCUUCAUCUGUCACUGGAUGUGAUUAUAAAUUUGUGUAUGUGUGUGAACUGGUCCAGCUGUGUGUGUAUGUUUGCCUUAGUGACAGAGCCUUUAUUCUUGUAAGUCAACCUUUGAGAAUGUCUGUGGGUAUUUUGUAACUUGCACAGUAUCUGCUAUGUGUGCACCUAUGUAAUUCGCAUACAGAUAGCAGUGGGAUUGAGUUGUUAGGGGCACAGACAAGCUGCUUAGGUUGAAGCUAGGAAGUUCCUUGUAGGUGUCAUAUAUCACCUCAGGUAAGGUACUUAACCUCUCUGGGCCUGUUUCCUAUAAAAUGUAAAUUUUGUGGUUUAACAUAGUGUAUAAUAUGUAUAGAUCAGCCCUAACAAAUAUAAUGCAAGCCGUAUAUGUCAUUUUUAGUUGUCUGGUAGCUACAUUGAAAAUGGUAAAAAGUAACAGGGUGAAAUUAAUUUUAAUGCACUCUAUUGAACACAAAAGUUAUAAUUUCAAAAUGUAAUCCAUAUAAAAGGUUAUUAAUGGGAUAUUUUACAUUCUGUUUUUCAUUCAAAGUUUUUGCAGUCUGAUGUGUAUUUUACAUUUCCAGCACAUCUCAAUUCAGACUAGGCCACAUUUCAAGUGCUCAGCAGCCAUGUGUGGCUGGUGGCUGCUGGAUUGGACAGCAGAGGUGUAGACCCUUAUAAGACCCUUAAAAAACCCUUACCAGCUACGAGUGUUAGCUCUCCAUUUUAUUGUCCUUUUAUUAUCAUGCAUCUGUGACUUGUGGAUGUACGUGUCUCCUGUCUCAUGUGCAUCUGAAGGUAUCUGGAGCCUUCAGAGAGAGGGGCGGGAGACCAGUCCCAAGCUCCCCACUGGCCCCAUCCUAGAGAGGCUUCCUGAGUGGGUUUCGAUGGGAGCCCUGGCCCCAUCCUGUGUCUCCUGCCUUCUGCACCUCGUCCACCCCACCCCCCUCCAGGAAUCAGGCCCACUGUCCCUCACCCCUACCCUGCAGGUGACCAGAAUGGACCUGUGGCCAGGGGCAUGGACGGUGCUGCUGCUGCUCUUCCUGCUGCUGCUCUUCCUGCUGCCCACCCUGUGGUUCUGCAGCCCCAGUGCCAAGUACUUCUUCAAGAUGGCCUUCUACAAUGGCUGGAUCCUCUUCCUGGCUGUGCUUGCCAUCCCUGUCUGUGCCGUGCGAGGACGCAAUGUCGAGAACAUGAAGAUCUUGCGUCUGAUGCUGCUCCACAUCAAAUACCUGUACGGGAUCCGAGUGGAGGUGCGAGGGGCUCACCACUUCCCUCCCUCACAGCCCUAUGUCGUCGUCUCCAACCACCAAAGCUCCCUCGACCUGCUUGGGAUGAUGGAGGUACUGCCCGGCCGAUGUGUGCCCAUCGCCAAGCGGGAGCUACUGUGGGCUGGCUCUGCUGGGCUGGCCUGCUGGCUCGCAGGAGUCAUCUUUAUCGACCGGAAGCGCACUGGGGAUGCCAUCAGUGUCAUGUCUGAGGUCGCACAGACCCUGCUCACCCAGGACGUGCGAGUCUGGGUUUUUCCUGAGGGCACAAGAAACCACAAUGGCUCCAUGCUGCCCUUCAAACGUGGAGCCUUCCACCUUGCAGUGCAGGCCCAGGUUCCUAUUGUUCCCAUCGUCAUGUCCUCCUAUCAAGACUUCUACUGCAAAAAGGAGCGCCGCUUCACUUCGGGGCGAUGUCAGGUUCGGGUGCUGCCCCCAGUGCCCACAGAAGGGCUGACACCAGAUGACGUCCCAGCUCUGGCUGACAGAGUCCGACACUCCAUGCUCACUGUUUUCCGGGAAAUCUCCACUGAUGGCAGGGGUGGUGGUGACUAUCUGAAGAAGCCUGGAGGAGUGGGCGAGGCCCGGCUCUGAGCUCCCCUUCCAUCUAAACCCACAUUCCUCCACACACCUGCUAGCCCAGUGGGUCCUGAAGCAGGACCAAGCCCUCUUCCUCGUUUCCCCUCGUUCCCCCUCUCCCCACUCAGUCUCCUCUUUGGAAUCUUCAGCUUCUGAAGUGAAUGUCUCUGCCCCUUCCCAGCUCCCCCCAUGGACUCUCUUGCCUCGGUGCAGUCUCCACUCAGACCCCCACCCACCUCCUGUGCCAUUGAGUCUAUGGGACAGUUGCCUCCCCCUCAUCUCCAGUAGCUCAGCCUACACACAGGUGGAAGCACUCCAUCCUGUCCCCAGUGGACCUUCUUCCUUUGUGGUCUUCGCUCCCUCUCCACCCCACAUUGGCCAGUGGACCCACCCGUUCUGUGGAACAAUCCCCCCCCCCGGGUCCAUGGAUUCCGUGGACUCAUCCCAUUGUGAGGAGGACUCCUCAUGCUGUGCCUGGAAGCUGAUGCCUGGAACACUCCUCCCAGGCUCCUCCUGGGAAUACUCCUCAGCACCUUCACCCUCCCUCCCAUGGAGCCUCCUGUCAGUGGAGGCUGGACUCUUCUCACUCAGAGGUCUCAUUCCUGCCCAUGCCCAGGUGCCCAGGACUGUGCAUACUCCUGGAUGCCAGUUUGGUCUUGACAUUUCUGCUUCCCCUGUCCCUGUGCCCCGGCCCCACCCAUCCCCCUGCAGCCCUUCUGUACCAUUCUAAUGAGACAAGGGGCAAGGGGUAGCCACGUGCUGCACUCACUGCUCCCUGAGGGGCUGGGGGAGAGCACUGAACCCUGGCUGGAGGGGAUGGGAGGGCUUUUAAUUUAUUUCUCUUUCUUUGAGGUUUCCCCCCUCUGAGCCAGUUUUCAUUUCCUCCCUGUGGCAUUAGCCUCCCUGCCUCCCAUCCCAGACUAGUGCCCACAACAGGGAGGGGCUGGGAGCAAAAGGAGAGGGUGGGACUCCAUUUUUCAUGGUUGGUUUUUAUUAAUUAUCUGGAUAACAGCAAGAAACUGAGAAUAAAGAUUGAGCGAGAUCUGGA
This is a messenger RNA of Miniopterus natalensis, 5558 nucleotides long. NCBI's taxonomy places the organism in Eukaryota, Metazoa, Chordata, Mammalia, Chiroptera, Miniopteridae. The record is from RefSeq and is a predicted model, not a curated record.